AUGAUUAUCAGAAGAACGUUAACCACAUGCACCAGACUAUGUGCCAAACAGAUUCCCAAAAAUUUAAAGGGUCGAAGUAAGAGUUCACAAGAAUGGCUUACCCGGCAAUUGGCCGAUCCUUAUGUGGAAAAGGCUAAAAUGAUGAAUUAUCGUUGCCGCAGUGCUUUCAAGCUGUUGGAAAUCGAUGAAAAAUACAAUAUUAUAAAACCAGGCGAUUGUGUAAUAGAUUGUGGUGCCGCACCAGGUAGCUGGACGCAAGUAGCAGUAGAAAAAUGUAAUGCGAAUGGGCGCAUGGAGAAGAAACCAAAGGGUGCUGUUUUCAGUAUGGAUUUACUGCAUUUUCACAGUGUUCCGGGAGCUACAAUAUUUGGUGGAAUGGAUUUUACCAAAGAGGAAAGCAAACAACAACUGACAAAAGCCCUAAAUGGUAGAAAAGUCAAUUGUGUACUGUCCGAUAUGGCGCCAAAUGCUACAGGUGUACGCAUUUUGGAUCAAGAGUCUAUUGUUAAUCUAUGUUACGAUGUCUUGCGUUUUGCUCUGAUUAUGUCUGCUCCUCAGGCAAAUCUUGUAGUAAAAGUGUGGGAUAACGGCGAUGUGCCUAGAAUGGAGAAAGACAUUCAGCGAUUCUAUGAAAAAGUGAAACGUGUUAAACCCAGAUCUAGUCGAGACGAUUCAGCUGAGCAAUUUUUUGUAGCUCGUGGUUUUAAAGGCUUAGAGAUUAUAUUGAAACAAGAAAUAAAGGAAAAGUAA
Musca vetustissima is the source of this 750-nucleotide messenger RNA. RefSeq names its product rRNA methyltransferase 2, mitochondrial-like. Bases 1 to 750 code for a protein of 249 amino acids. NCBI's taxonomy places the organism in Eukaryota, Metazoa, Arthropoda, Insecta, Diptera, Muscidae. Gene Ontology annotation, molecular function: rRNA (uridine-2'-O-ribose)-methyltransferase activity. Gene Ontology annotation, cellular component: mitochondrion. The transcript has 2 exons. The record is from RefSeq and is a predicted model, not a curated record. Gene Ontology annotation, biological process: RNA methylation.